AUGGCGUCCCCAGAGUCGAACGCGGUCAACGUCGCGGCUGCGGCGCAAAAGCCCGCGUGCCCGCCUUCCCGGCGCUUCCACGUCUGUGCGGUCGGCGAGGAGGCGAACUGCGACUGCCUCGCGCGCCUCAGCGGCCUCGCUCGUGUCCAGUUCUGGCUGUCGAAACUCCUGCCUCGAGACGACCUCCCGGGCGCGAACCAAAAAACCCCAUUCAGCUUGAACCGCUACCUGCUCCUUCUCCUCUACUCGAUCGUGGUCUUCACCACCGGUGCCGUCUUCUACGGCUGGACCGCGCUCUCUGCGAUGAUCUUCAAGAACGAUGGCUUCGCGUACCUGUGCGCCAAGAACUCGGAGGGCGUCUACGAGCCGGACUUGCGUGAGAGCGGGAAACUGUACAUCUGCGACGAGCAAGACGCCACCGUGCAGAAACUGUACACCAUGACCUUCGCAGUCGCGUGUCUGAUGAGCGCCGGCGCGGGAACUCUCCUCGACUGGCUCGGUCCGCUCUUCACGGAGCUCUUGGGGCAAGUCUUCAACCUGAUUGGUUGGCUGCUUCUCGCCUUCUCGACUGCAGACUACCCUUUGUACUACCCAGCGCUCGUCUUCAUCGGCCUCGGCGCGGACUCCUCGAUGCUUCCCACGCUCUGCAUUCGCCGGCUGUUCCCGGGAUCUACGGGCCUCAUCAUCACGAUCCUUGGCUCCGCCGCCUCCGCGAGCUUCGGCAUCCCGCUGAUCCUCAGCGAGAUCGUCGAGAACCACGGCUUCAGCGUCCGCACAGUCAGCAUCGGGUACUGCAUCCUGGGACCGGUCCUCGGGAUUGUGGUCGCCGUCCUGUUCAUGCCGCGACGCGGUUUUGCGCUCGACGACGAAGGCACGAUCUUCCGGGAGGAAGACGAGGCGGCGACCGAGGCGCCGCGCGCCCUGGAGAACGGCCAGGCCGAUGCGCAGAGCUCCCGGGACGUGGGUCACUCUCUGCGCGCGGUGACCAAAUCCUCCUUCUGGUCUCAGCUCUUCUCCGUGCGCUACUUUUUGAUCGUUCUGUACUUUGUAGUCGUCAGCUGGGCGACGUCGUACUACCAGCAGGCUGCGCGCCGCAUGUUCUCCGACUCUGUCGUCUCCGUCAUGGAGAUUCUGUUGCCGCUCUCCUUCGUUCCGUGCAUCAUUCUCGGGAAGAUUGCAGACGUGGUGGGCAUCAUCCGCGUCCUCGUCGUGAUGAACACGUCGGGUCUGCUCACCUACGUCUUCUCCUUCUUCAAGAACGACGCGACUGGCUACCUCUCCGCGAUCUGCUUCAUGAUCUACAUGUCGCUGCUGACCAGCCAGGUGUACGUCUACGUCGAAGGCACCUUCUCGCCGAACCACUUUGGAAAGUUGAUUGGUUUGUCGAACCUCACGGGAGGACUGCUGUCCCUCGUCUCGAACCCGCUGUACGAGAACAUCACGGUGAACCGCGACAACGGCGACCCGCUCUGCAUCCAAAUCGCCAUGACCGUCCUCCUCUGCGUGCAGUAUCUCUGGAUCUUCAUCCUCGGCUUCCUGAAGGUCCGAGACGCGCGCAUCCUCCACCUGGAACUGAGCGACAAGAACCCGGCUGGAGGGGCCGCUGCGCUGAGUCCGGAAAAGGCCGCGAGUCUCCCUGCGACUGAGCAAGGCGACGACUCUCGGCCCCAGAAGGCGCUCUCGGGGGCGCGGGAAACCGAGCUCACGAGCGUGAAUGUGACCACGCCCGGAAGUUCCUGA
This is a messenger RNA of Neospora caninum, 1740 nucleotides long. RefSeq lists its product as hypothetical. The record is from RefSeq and is a predicted model, not a curated record. Bases 1 to 1740 code for a protein of 579 amino acids. The transcript has a single exon. NCBI's taxonomy places the organism in Eukaryota, Apicomplexa, Conoidasida, Eucoccidiorida, Sarcocystidae.